AUUUCGGAGGCGUUUGAAAAUGAACUUCAGUCUAUUCAUAAAUCAGCAAUACUUCAACGUGUAUUUGAUGGAACAGGAUUAUUGUUUUGGAUGCCACUUAAGAGUGGACCUCCUGUUAACCCUGCCAGUUACCUCAUGCCUCCGCUUCAUUUAGUCCCGGAAAGUGAUUUGCAACCUGCACGGCCUGAGAUCAAGCUAUCGCGUGAACUAAUUGCUCCGGUUAAGGUCAGAAGGAGAGAAAUAGAAGUUGAAGCAGUAAUUGAGAGUGAAGCUGAACUGGCACCAGCCCCUGUAAAUAACGAUAAAUCUGAUAAUCCUCCAAGUAAUCAACCACUCGAUCGGGAAAUGGAACCAAGUAUUGAUGGUUUUAAUGAAGGAAAUGUCAAAAAUGACAUUUUAACUUUGAACAUUGGCCAACGAAUAAAGAUGGCACGAGGUGCACGCAUGGAUACUAAUCAGCAAUUUUCAGAUACCGAGCUAGAAACGUCUUUUCCGGUCACUGUAUUCAAACCUCUGGAUAUAAACACAUCAAGUGGUAUUCAUUACCGAGCAGGAAAAAAUUACGAGUGCUAG
Messenger RNA from Protopolystoma xenopodis, 573 nucleotides. NCBI's taxonomy places the organism in Eukaryota, Metazoa, Platyhelminthes, Monogenea, Polystomatidea, Polystomatidae. The record is from the annotation of a GenBank genome assembly.